AGCGUUACCACUUUGAGGUUCAGUGUCUUACAGAAUUGACAACUGAGGUAGAAGGUUGGAUUAUUGUGAGGUUUUGGGUGUUGCCUCAUUCGCCCUCUUCUGUACUUUUGUUGGCUGUCCUACAAAACAAUCUGACUUCAAAAAGACCUGAACUGUAUAGCUUGGAGCUUGUCUACUCGAAAGAGUCGAAAGCUUCCAUUCUGAACAAAUUCUACCACAAUAUACACGAUGAUGCAAGACGGUGCCUGUGGAAAGACGGCGGUGCUGGUUGUCAGCAUCGUAGCGUUACUGGCAGCGUUGUGCAAUACUGGUGUCUGGUUAGCAUGUGCUAUCGAGUAUUGUGAGAUCUACGAAAACACUAAUAUAGAUAACGAAUGGGAAAUUGCUAUUCUUUGGUACACACCCCCUGUUAUUGCGCUUGUACUGAUGUCUGUUCCUAUGAUCUUUGGUAUUUGUAUGGGAACUAUGUGCUACGAUUCAGCCGUGGGUAUAGCUAUUGCAGUUUUUUCAACGUUAUCAGUCAUUGCUUCAUUUGCCUACAUCUGUUUAGAGCUCCUAGCCCUGUUUGGAGACAAAGGGGACGUCUAUCAUGAUAUUUUCAAUAGGACACUCACCAUGGAGAGUGACACGGGAGAAUGGCUGUGGAGAAUACAGUUAGGCCUAACAUGCUUCAUCUUUGUCUUAACAAUGUGUCUUAUUAUUAUUGGAUACUGUUCGUGCACCAUGAUAGAUGAAGAUCAGCUUGAAAAGACGAGCGAAGAGGAAGGAAUUUAUCCAGAUGAUCCAAAUGACGGCCAAUCCGACAUGUAUAGACCACCAUAUAUGAUUUCGAAAAGGUCGUCUCCGAAAUCACAUCAAUCUGAUUAUGGUUUAAAAAAUGGUGGCCUUCCUAACCGGCAUAGCAGAUACAAUGACGAUCUGAUUGCAGAUCAUCUUAGGCCACGAGAGACCGAACAAACCCACCAUGAACAUAACUGGAGUAGGAAACCAACCUAUACCACCCGUCAGGAUCAACAUGCUGAGUCUAUGCUUAACAAGUACGCCCGCUACGGAGCCCGACCUGCAGUAGGCCCGGCCAUCUCCAGAAGUUCGAGCACUCGUCGAAGCCAACACGAAAUGCAGGAUUACCGAGAUGAUUCUUUGCCACGUGGUGGUGGUCUCGAUCCAGGUCCUCCUCAAGAACCAUACCAUUUCGAUGGAUCUGAAUCACUUUACCCAGUGAACCAGCGACAAAGAAGACCAAAACAAAAUGGAAACGCGUCUGUUUUGGACUAUGGAAAGAAAAGAAGUAAUUACACUGGUAUAUCGGAUAUGCGUGCCCAGAUGACAAACGGUCUUCCACGCCCUCAAGUUGAUUAUGAUUAUGGCCAAGAUAAUGAAGGUUUCAGAAAUAAUAAAUAUGAUUAUUACUAAACUUUAUGAAAAAAUGUUACUCAUCAUCGUAUGUAUUCAGCAGGGGUGGCGCCAGCGGGGGCCGGGUCCAGGGCCACCUUCGGGGAGAGCUAACCCCACCCCUGUCUUGGACAAAAACCACAAUACGUCGAGAAAUAAAAUGAUUAUGUAAAAUGUAUAGGCCCUAUGUAUUUUCCCUGAAACACUUUCGAGAGAUUUUGAGCGACGCCCGAACACGCCCACUUUUUUUGUCUGGGACAUCGGUUCCCCACCCCAGUCGGGGACGUCGGUCCCCGUCGAGCAAAUCCUGGUGCCACCUCUGGAAUUCAGGUAUAGAAAACCUAUACACAGAAUCUUAAUCUUGUACUUUAAGUUGAAGUUUGAGCAGCUCACAAAGAGAUUGCUGGUUCUUGGUUAAUUUUAGUCGAACUAUAGGCACACCCAUAUAAUGAAGUCCUAAUCUAAAUGCCGUAUUUCAAGGCGUCGAGAUAAUCAUCAUAUCGCUAAAUAACAUUUUAGUAUCGAAUGAUCAUCGUCAGGCAAUGUACAAAGGUAUUUUACAGUAUUUAUUUUACUUGUAUUUAUUUGUUCUUUUACUGAGUGGCCUCUUCAGUAAAACGGUACGCCGGGUGCAUACGUCCGUUUGCCGUACAACUGCGGCCGACAAAUCCAUCUCCAUUCUAUGUGAGAGCUUGACGAGUCGACGCCGUCUGCUAAUUGUCGAUGGCAGUCAUUAAAAAUGGAUUGUCAUUAAAAACGAUCCGUUGAGAGCUGCGUCUCGUUGCGUUCCAUGGAGUCGAGUCAAGCGACGACCGUCUGCGCAGUGUGCCCGGCUUCACUGUUCUUCCAGUUAAUGUAGGCCUAUGUAUUAUGUCGUUUUGUAUAUUCAGUGUCGUUUUUCUGAAUUUGGAGCUUCCAAUAGGCCCUAAUAAUAAUUUUGUAGCAUAUUUUCAGUUUAACCAUUUGAAUGUUAUUUGAUAAUUGUAUCUAACAAUCAGUUGAAAAUUUUGAAUUAUCAUCAUUUAUCAUAUAUUUACUGUUGUUAAUUGUACUGUGUUUGUGUAGGCCCAAGCCUAUAGUUUGUUUUUCCGUGUUAGAACGAGGUAUUUCAUUUUAUUUAUUAUUUUCAGGCAAUAUAAAAUACAAAUAGACAAAGACGCAAGCCGGAGGAUAACCUCAGGUAAACCUAAUUACUAUCGAGAGACUCUCCAAACUAAAACAAGACAACAAACAUACAUAUAAAAAUGGCAAGCAAAAAUAUAGACAAUGAUAAAAUACAGAAUAACAGCAUAACACUCUUUUAACAAUUAAAACAAUAAAAGGGAAGCCAAAAAAGAAGAAAAAAAGAAAUGACAGCAAAUUUAUUCAUAAAAUAAAUGGUUACGAAGAUAAUUAUUAAAAUUAUGAUUACUAAUUAUAUACUGCCUAUUCCACAUAAACAAUUGAAAAUCACAAAAAUUGAAUUGAUUUAUUUAAUAAUUGAUUAGCUUUCAUUAAAUAUUACUCACCAAUUAACGAAAGUUCUAAUAAUAUUGUUGCAUUCACCUUUCGAAUCGUAAGUCCGUGUGCGGAAAGGCAAGUUCAAUAGGAAUAAUCAAUCAAUCAAUUAGUCAAUAUAUUUGCUUGUUCGUAAUCGGAAUUUUUGGAUAAAUUGAUUACGGUAGGUCUACAAUAUUAUUGUAUUGUAAAAUAAUGUAUCCAUCAAUUUAGUAUAAUAGUAAUACAGGAUAAUAAAUGCCUGAAAUUACGAAGCCUACCUCUUUGAUAAUACUUAAGUUUAUGUUAUCUGUUUAACUAUUUACUCUAUAAUUAUAAUUUAUUUUCAAUAAGUUAAAUAAGGUGUAGUUUUGUUUAAAGUGCAUGGGUCUAGCCUUAUACGCUAUGACCAAGUAAUUGUAAAAAUAUAUGGGUAUAUAAUCUUAACUAUAUAGGAGAUGAUGUUUCUGUAGGGUUUUUUAUGUAUGUAUUUUUAUAAUAUAUUUUCGUAGAAGUUUGUAAUUACAAUUGUACUUUAUAAUAUAUCAUGUUCAAACGAAAAAAUAUUAAAAUAAGUAUGUAUAUAA
Molecule: messenger RNA, 3455 nt
Organism: Anneissia japonica
Lineage: Eukaryota; Metazoa; Echinodermata; Crinoidea; Comatulida; Comatulidae
Exons: 6
Coding region: 229-1413 (394 amino acids)
Source: RefSeq, a predicted model, not a curated record